Cicer arietinum (chickpea) is the source of this 2021-nucleotide messenger RNA. RefSeq lists its product as uncharacterized. The record is from RefSeq and is a predicted model, not a curated record. NCBI's taxonomy places the organism in Eukaryota, Viridiplantae, Streptophyta, Magnoliopsida, Fabales, Fabaceae. Gene Ontology annotation, molecular function: glycosyltransferase activity.
CAAAAGCUGAAGAAAACUUAACCAGGAAUUCAGGAUUUAAAUACAUUAUAAAAAUUUCAAUUCUAUAUGCAUUGAGAAACGCUUAGGUUGUGCUGUGCAUGUUAAAUAAUCUCAUCACCUACAGGGAGCAUGUAAAAGUCCACUUUUUUUGCUCAACAUAAGCGUGAGGACCACACUUUGAACAAAACAAGAUUCCAAAUUUCCAACCCAACGCACUUUUGCUUCAGUGUUUGCGUACCAACCUUCCCAAUAUAACAAAUCUCACAUAAUAAUAGUCUUCACCCAUUUCCCCUUAACUUUCAAUUUCAACACACACAAAAAGAAAAGAAGAAAUUUUCUAUAUGCCCACAUCUUCAGAACCCAGUGAGGAAAUGGCCUUAAACAACAAGAGCAAGAAACCCAUUUCCCGUUCAAAUUUCAUUUUCUUCACAACCCUUUUCUUCAUUGUCCUCUUCACUAUACCAGCUCUUUUCCUUCUUCACACCCCUAUUACUUCUUCUAUAUGCACCCCCUUUAUUUCCCCAAAAACCAAAACUUGGUCAGGUGAUCUUACAUUAGCUGAAUUUUCAUGGAACAAGCUUCAAUUUUUUCCAAACAAAUCACCACUUUCACCUCUCAAAAUUGCUGUUUUCACUAGAAAAUGGCCUACUGGUACAACCCCAGGUGGCAUGGAACGCCAUGCUUACACUCUUCACACUGCUUUAGCUCAACGUGGCCAUAAAGUUCACAUAUUUACAUCACCCCAAGAUGGACAAAGUUCAAUAAAAAAUCAACAAGGUAGCCCUUUUAUCCAUUUUCAUGAAGGUGAGUUUGACAAGUGGAGAUACAAUAAAGCAUGGGAACAAUAUGAAAACGAGAACAAAAAAGAACCUUUUGAUGUUAUUCAUUCAGAAAGUGUUGCACUUCCUCAUUAUGUAGCUAGGAACCUUUCAAACCUUGCAGUUUCUUGGCAUGGAAUAGCACUUGAGAGUUUGCAAUCAAGCAUUUUCCAGGACUUAGCUAGAAGACCUGAUGAACCCAUUUCCCCUUUUUUCAAUAAAGACUUAGAGGGUGUUGUUCCUAAGGUAAUCAAUGAGAUAAGAUUCUUCAAAAGUUAUGCUCAUCAUGUUGCUAUUAGUGAUAGUUGUGGUGAUAUGCUAAGGGAUUUCUAUCAGAUUCCUACAAGAAGAGUUCAUGUAAUUGUUAAUGGGGUUGAUGAGGAUGAGUUUGGAGAAGAUGUUGAAUUGGGAAUGGAGUUUAGAACCAAAAUUAGGAUUCCAAGGAAUGCAAGUUUGGUGCUUGGUGUGGCUGGGAGAUUAGUUAAAGACAAAGGUCAUCCUCUACUUCAUGAAGCAUAUUCUAGGCUAAUCACAAAACACCCUAAUGUGUAUUUGAUUAUUGCUGGUUCAGGACCAUGGGAGAACAGGUACAAGGAUUUAGGAAACCAGGUUCUUGUUUUGGGAUCAAUGAGUCCUUCUAUGUUGAGAGCAUUUUAUAAUGCUAUUGAUAUUUUUGUUAAUCCUACACUUAGGCCACAAGGGCUUGACCUUACUUUGAUGGAGGCUAUGAUGAGUGGGAAGCCUCUUUUGGCUUCAAGGUUUCCAAGCAUUAAAGGUACUCUUGUGGUUGAUGAUGAGUAUGGUUUCAUGUUCUCUCCUAAUGUAGAGUCUUUGCUUGAGGCACUUGAGAUGGUGGUGAAGGAAGGACCAGAGAGGCUAGCUAGGAGGGGAAAGGCUUGCCAUGAAUAUGCUGCUACUAUGUUUACAGCAAAAAAGAUGGCAUUAGCAUAUGAGAGGUUGUUUCUAUGUAUAAAAGAUCCUAUAUUUUGUAUCUACCCUUGAGGCUUAGGAUAGAAACACUUUUUAUUUUUUUUCUUACAUAUAUUUUUCAUUUUUUUAAAUAGAUAAUAAAGAUGAUGAAAUCAGAGGGUAAUUUUAGUAAUGCAUCUCUGUUUGGAGAUUCUAAGGAUGCAAUUGUGAUUUGUGAAUCUAUACAUGCCUCAAUCAUAGCAAGUGAUGAAUAAUAAGAAUUAAUUCUCUUAA